Molecule: messenger RNA, 2661 nt
Organism: Orycteropus afer afer
Lineage: Eukaryota; Metazoa; Chordata; Mammalia; Tubulidentata; Orycteropodidae
Gene: SUSD2
Product: sushi domain containing 2
Exons: 16
Coding region: 1-2661 (886 amino acids)
Source: RefSeq, a predicted model, not a curated record
AUGAAGCUGACUGUGGUGUCCUGUGCCCUGCUGCUGCUCCUGGCCCCGGCCCCCGGCGCGGGCCCCCGGCCUGCCGCAGGGGCCAAGGAGAGCUGCGCCCAGCGCUGUGGGGACAAGAGUGGGCCCUGCUCCUGCCACCCAACCUGCUCCGGCCUGGGCACCUGCUGCUUGGACAUGCGGGACUUCUGCCUGGACAUCCUGCCUUACUCGGGCUCCAUCAUGGGUGGCAAGGACUUCGUGGUACAGCGCCUGCGUACCAGCACCGCUGAUGGCAUCGUCUGCAGGUUUAAGGAGAGCGAGCACACACGUGGCCACGUGGACAGCAGUGGACAAGUGCACUGCGUGUCACCCCUGCUCUACGAGAGUGGCCUCAUCCCCUUCACACUCUCGCUGGACAAUGGCCGCACCUUUGAUCGCUCAGGCAUCUGGCUGGCUGUGCACCCCAGCAAGGUCUCGCAGACAGAGAAGUGCUCGCUGGUGAACGAGACCCACUGGCAAUACUAUGGGACUGCGGGGACCGGGGGGAACCUCACCGUCACCUGGCGCCCCGAGGCGCUGCCCACGCGCCACGUCUCCAUCGAGCUAUGGGGCUAUGAGGAAACAGGGAAGCCGUACUCAGUGGAGUGGACGGCAAAGUGGUCUUACCUGUACAGCCUGGCCACAGACAUCUCCAACUCAGGCACUUACACCUUCACUCCCCAACCCGCGCCAAGUAACUACCAGCGCUGGGAGGUGGGGGCACUGCGUAUCCUGGCCAGCACUCACCGGGCUGGGGAGAGGGACGUGCAGGCGCUCUGGAGCAAUGAGCACGCACUGGCCUGGCACCUGGGUGACGACUUCCGGGCCGACCCCGUGGCCUGGGCUCGUACCCAGUGCCUGGCUUGGGAGAAGCUGGAAGACCACCUGCCUGACUUCCUGGGGGAGCUCCCCGACUGCCCGUGCACGCUGGCCCAGGCCCGCGCUGAUUCCGGACGCUUUUUCACGGACUAUGGCUGUGACAUUGACCAGGGCAGCGUGUGCACCUACCACCCGGGGGCCGUGCACUGCGUGCGCUCGGUGCAGGCCAGCCCCAGCUACGCCUCGGGCCAGCAGUGCUGCUACACAGCACAGGGCACGCAGCUCCUGACGGCGGACUCCACCGGCGGCAGCACCCCGGACCGUGGGCAUGACUGGGGCGCGCCCCCAUUCCUCGUGCCGCCCCGUGUGCCCGGCCUCUCCCACUGGAUCUAUGACGUCAUCAGUUUCUACCAUUGCUGCCUCUGGGCGCCCGAGUGCCACCGCUACAUGAACCGGCGACGCUCCAGCGGCUGCCAAAACUACCAGCCCCCGUACCUAGCCUCCGCCUUCGGGGACCCACACUUCCUCACCUUCGAUGGCACCAACUUCACGUUCAACGGACGUGGCGAAUACGUGCUAUUGGAGGCAGGCCUGACUCAGCUCAGUGUGCAGGGCAGGAGCCAGCCCCGGACCAUGCCCAAUGGCACUCAGGCCCUCGGCACAGAGCUGACCGCAGUAGCGGUCCAGGAAGGCACCUCCUCGGAUGUGGUGGAGGUCCGGCUGGCUGGCGAGGCCAAGACGCCACAGGUGCUACUGAAGCAACGGGUACUCAGCUUUGACGAGCAAAGUUGGAUGGACCUCAAAGGCAUGUUCCUGUCCGUGGGCUCUGACCAUGUGUCCAUCAUGUUGUCCUCCGGGGCUGGCGUGGAGGUUAGCACACAGGGCCCGUCUCUGAGCGUGACCAUCCUGCUACCCGAGAAGUUCCGGAACCACACCCGGGGCCUCCUUGGGACGCUCAACGGCAUCCCCAGUGACGACUUCAUGCUGCGCAAUGGGCGUGUCCUGCCAGCUACCUCCAGUGCCCGGCAGCUGUUCCAGUUUGGGGCUGACUGGGCUGUGCGGAAUGAGUCUUCGCUGUUCACCUACGACUCCCGCGUCUUGGUCAACAACUUCCUCCUGGGGCCCAAGCACGACCCCUCCUACCAGCCCCUCUUUCCUGACGAGGUCACCCCCAGCGCCCAGCUGGUGCACCAGGCAGACACCUUCUGUGAGGGCGACCCCUUCUGCAGCUUUGACGUGGUGGCUACUGGGAGCCUGAGCAUUGGCAACAGCACGAGGGCCGCCCACCAGCUGCACCUGCGACGUGCCCAGAGCCUGCAGCGGGUGGUGUCUUGUGGCUGGAUAGCGCCACCUGCCGAUGGGCGCAAGGAGGGGAUCUCGUACCUGGCGGGCUUCACCGUCCGCUUCAGCUGCAACUCCGGCUACAGCCUGGAGGGGGCAGAGGCCAGCACCUGCCAGGCGGACGGCACCUGGUCCAUGCCCACGCCGAGGUGCCAGCCAGGACGGAGCUACACGGUGCUGCUAAGCGUCAUCUUUGGAGGCCUGGCCGUGACCCUGCUGGGCGUGUUGGUAUUCGUGCUGCUGCGCCGCCGCAAGGGCCACAGGCCACGCCCCAACGUGUCCGCCCAGCCCCAACACGCCAGGCCACGCCCCAACGUGUCCGCCCACCCCAACACGCCAGGCCACGCCCCAACGUGUCCGCCCACCCCAACACGCCAGGCCACGCCCAGCCCGGGUCCCAACACGCCACGCUUCUACCAGACCUACACUCCACAUCUGGGAGUUUUAGCGUGGAGUGUCCGGCCCUACAACCCCAGCAUCUAG